This is a messenger RNA of Triticum turgidum subsp. durum (durum wheat), 1554 nucleotides long. NCBI's taxonomy places the organism in Eukaryota, Viridiplantae, Streptophyta, Magnoliopsida, Poales, Poaceae. The record is from the annotation of a GenBank genome assembly.
AUGGCGCAGCAGCAGCAGGCUGACGCGCCGCCACUUGGUUUCUUCGAGCGGAUAUCCACCUGUGACGUGUCCUUAAGGAAGCGGCAGCAGCGCGACAACGCCGCCAUGGCCUCCUCCGACCCUGCGCUGCCGCCUCCGCUUCUUUUGCUGCCACCACCGGUGCCGGAGCAGGCGCUCGUCCCACCGCCGGCCAGAGCCAACCCGAGGCCCACAGUGUUGGACGGCGUCCUGAGUCUGCUCAGGUCCGGGGAGUCGUUCAUUCGCGGAGCCUUCCGGGGCAACUCCCGACGUGCGUCUCCUCCAUGGCCGCCGACGUCUCAGCAGCAGCAACAGCAGCCGCCGCAGCAGCAGCACCACCGCAACCACCCUGGUGAAAUCAUGAAGCGGCUGCAGCGCGAGACGUUCCCUGAUGUGAUGAGGCUCAUGGACAAGCACGAGCAGAUCGACCGCAUCCUUUCCAUGUACAGGAGCGGCAAGGGGUUCCACUUCCCGGAGCUCCCCGUCCGGGUGAAGGUCGCGCUUGACGCGGUCGGGGCGCUGCUCCUCGUCAACGACGAGGAGUUCGACCACGCCAGGGAGAUCCUCGGCAAGGCGGGGAACAGGACGGGCCUCAACUCCAGGUUCGUCCUCGAGUCCAAGACCAGGGGAAACGACACCAUUGCAGCAGAGUUCUGCACCAAGCUCGGGAUAGGGGCGACCCUCGGGGAAGAAGACACCGAGAGGAGGCCGCUGGAGCUGACCAGGCUGCAGUACUGCGCCCACGUCAACCACUGGCUGUCCAUGAUCCUAGUUCCCUUCGGAGCUCAAUGCAACGGCUUCCUGCACGGCACGAGCUUGAUCCAGCAGAAUCUCCGGAGCCAGGCCUCUCUCGACGGCCCGCCUUCGUUCUCGGAACAACACAACUGCGCCGCUGGUUUGAGUAUGAGGGGGUCCAACUUCACCGUGUUGCUCGCCGAGCUUGUCUUCGGUUCAGGAGCACAGGACGGCGAUCAUAUGGUGGCUAACCGCAUGACAACGUUUGGGCAGGUGCGCUACGAACCAGCCCAAGAUGUCAAGCUCAGCUUGUCGGGGCUAUGGCAGAUCCGCCCGUUGCUGUCCCGGUUCAACAACCUCGGGACACUUGCCAUUCCCUUUGGCAGCCUAAAACCACAAAGGGGCACUCCUCCUCCGGACAUUCUUCUUGCUCCCAUGGCGAGGAACGACCCUGCGGCACACGGACCGCAGCCCAGGCCUGUGCAGUCAAUCGCUGCUGCGAUGGUGGAGUGUGAGCUGUUUGAAGCCAUGAGAGCACAAGGCUGGGUAGAGAUGGAAGGGUGGUCCGGGCAUGGGCCGGUGCGGUGGGGCUGCUGCCUGUCCGACACCCCUGAGCAUGAGCUGGGAUGGGGAGUGAGGAUGGGCGGUGCGGCGGAGGGGGAUACGCACGGCCCGCACCUGGAAGGAUUCCUCAGCUUCAACCUCGGCAGGGGCGGCAAGCUGCAGCCUGGCCUGGUGUAUGUCAUGGAGGGGGAGAAGCGGACUCCGGCGUUGGUCCUGCGGUCGACCUGGUUCAUGUGA